UCUCUCUCUCGCGGAUCCGUUUCCCCUUUGCCGGACUUCGGGCCUCCGAACUAUAUAUAUAUAUAACCCGCUCCGGAACAAACCCACCACUAGAGACUAGAGAGAGCAAAAAGAGAAAGUUACCGGAAAACCCAACGAAGCCAUGUGCCUUUCCUCUUCUCCACUUCUCCCUCCAGCUCGCCGCUCCUCCUCCUGACUCAGUUCCCCCUUCCCGCCGACGAACGAGUCAUCUCCUCUCUCUCAACAAAACAAAAAAAUGGCCGAGUCGCGCCGCCUGAACCGGCGAACCUCAUGGUGCUGCUCCAUCACUCACCCUCCCUGCAAAAGCCCCGACUACUGCCGCGCCCUCCCGUCCUCCAACUCCAAGCGCAAGCCGAAUCCGAAGAAGUCCAAUUCGAAGAAGGCGACUCGCUCUAACUCGCUCCCGUACGACUCGCAUCAGGGCUUGAAAUUGAGCUUCGUCGGCAAGAUUGACCCCCGCAAGAUCCUCUCCCCGGGCCGCGUCUCCCCAAUCGACUCCGAUCCCACCGCCGGGGAGCUCGUGCAAUCCGCGGCGUCGGCGGGGACGGCGGCCGAGGAACAACGCGCUGCCGCCGCCGCUCUUCCGGCGACGGCGGCUGUGGUAGAAGUGGAAUGUGCGAGAUCCGAGAGGUCCGCUUCCUUCAGAGGACUGAACGAUGUUGCAGGAGGCGGCCUCGGGUCGGGUUCGGGUCAUUUCGGGUUGGAUCCGGGCGGAGGCGGAGGCGGAGGGGAUUCGUUUGACGUGAGGUUGAAUUUGAGAGGGAGGAGAGGCGGGACGUUGGUGCUGGAGAUGAGCUCCGAGGUUUUGAUGGCGAACUCGGAGGUUUUGGGAGAGCUGGUGGCAGAGUACAGGAAGGGGGCUCACAAGGUGAAUCGUAGUAAUAGUAAUGGUAAUGGUGGUAGAAGGAGUAGAUCGAUGAAGGUUUGCAGAAUUGAGGUCCCUGACGUGGAGAACAUUGGGGUUUUCAGAGAUACGAUCGAGCUGAUGUUUGAAGACGACAUUACUUCCAAGCUCUUCAAGCAUGGAGCUUAUCGCGCCAUUUCUAUUCUUGAGGUAUCAGCUGAUCUUAAAUUCAGCCGAGGCGCCUUAUCUUGCUUGAACUACCUUGGGGCAGUGCCUUGGACAGAAGAGGAAGAAGAAAAACUCAGGCGCAUAAUGACCAUCCACAAGUUCGACGAAGCAGCCACUCGAGACAUCCUAGACAGACUCUAUAUUCAGGUACCAAGUGAAGACUCACAAUGGAGUUUGACCAAACAACUUCUCUGGUCGAUCACCACUUGUACGGAUCCAUCUGCGAGAAACGAGUUGAAAUCUCUGGUGAAGGGGCUCGUCUCCAAGAGCUCGGUCUACGAUAAACAACGGCCUGCCCUGAACAAGGCGGAUGUGUACGUUAUCUGCCAGAGCUGCCUCGAUUCCCUAGCAUGCCUCUUUGACGAGGCAUCAUCAUCACAGCCUAACACCGACACUGGACUAGCCAAAAAGAGCACACCAGCUGCUACUAGGUCUCUGGUCGAGAGGAUUUCGAUGCAGGUUGACAACGUCAACUGGCUUUUAGAGAUCCUGCUCGAAUGGCAGAUGGCUGAGGAGUUCGUCGACAUGUGGGGUAACCAAGAAGAACUCAGGAAGCUCCACGAGGGAGCUUCUCCAUUGUUUAGAUACGAGCUCAGCAGAGUCUCUGCAGCCCUGUUCAUUGCCAUGGGGACCAGAAGGUUGCAUUGUCAAUUUGAGUCGAGAUCAAUGCUUUUCAAGACGUGGUUUCGCCCCAUGCUGCAGGAUUUCGGGUGGAUUCAGAGGUGCAAGAAGGGGUUGGAUUUGAAGGUGUUGGAAGAAGCAAUUGGCCAGUCGCUGCUCACACUUCCCCUGGCGAUGCAGCACGAGCUGUUCAUGGAGUGGUUUAGUUACUUCUCGAAGCACGGGAACGAUUGUAUAAAUCUCGGGAAAGCGUUUCAGAUGUGGUGGCGAAGGUCGUUCCUUAGAGGCUCGGAGACUCACGGUGUUGAAUCCAGGAAGCUUAGGGUUAGGUUUAGGCUUCCAAUGGCAGAACCUUCCAACAUCAAAUUCACUACAAGACCACUGACAGUAACUUCUACAUAAGAGAGAUUGAAAUCUCUUCAAAAAUGGCAAUCAUUGGGAGGGGGGAAAUUGGAUGAAUUCUGGAAGACUUUUAACAUACUGCAGAUGGCAAGAUUUGUCUUGAGAGAGUUCCCACGUGGCAUUUCUUUGUAAACAUGAAAGAAAAACGACUUUAAUUCUUUAGUAUAGAAUACCAAUAAUAUAUAUGUUCUAACUUCUAAGCAAACCUAUUACUGGUAAUCAGAUUUGAAAAUGGUUAGUUAUCCUAAACACAUGUAGUUGUGAACAUUUUAUUUAUUAUAGAUCGGUAGGGUGUUAACAUGCAAAUGUAAAACUUUUGUGAAGAUAUGAUGCAAUCUCGAAUUCGCAUUGUGCCUCUUUGCAAGGAUCGAACGGGGUUAGCAUACAAUCGAAGCAAGUACUGCAUGUCGUCGUAAAUUGGGAGUUGUUGUAUUGUUGUAGCGAUCUUGUUCGAAAACCGUAUUUGCACAAGACUAGCUGGAUUUUAAGCUCAGCAGCACAAUAUUCAGGAACACAA
Linum tenue is the source of this 2633-nucleotide messenger RNA. The record is from the annotation of a GenBank genome assembly. Lineage: Eukaryota; Viridiplantae; Streptophyta; Magnoliopsida; Malpighiales; Linaceae.